GGGAGCUCGGGGAAGGGGCGGGGUUCCGUGUGCGGGGCCGGAAGCAGCGGCCGGCUCAGGCAGUGACGGUUUUAAAUCCCCCUGGGCGGUGAUGGACGCGCGGGCGCGAGCUAAGCGCUACGAGAAGCUCGACUUCCUGGGCGAGGGGCAGUUUGCCACUGUUUAUAAAGCAAGGGAUAAGAACACCAAUCAGAUUGUUGCUAUUAAAAAGAUUAAACUUGGACAUAGAUCGGAAGCUAAAGAUGGAAUCAACAGAACAGCCCUGAGGGAGAUAAAAUUGUUACAGGAGCUAAGCCAUCCAAAUAUCAUUGGUCUUCUUGAUGCAUUUGGACACAAAUCCAAUAUUAGUCUGGUCUUUGAUUUUAUGGAAACAGAUCUAGAGGUUAUAAUAAAGGAUAGUAGUCUUGUGCUGACACAAUCUCACAUCAAAGCAUAUAUGUUGAUGACACUUCAAGGACUGGAAUAUUUACAUCAGCACUGGAUUCUGCACAGGGAUCUCAAACCAAACAAUUUGUUACUAGAUGAAAAUGGGGUUCUAAAAUUGGCUGACUUUGGCUUGGCAAAAUCUUUUGGAAGCCCAAAUAGAGUCUAUACACACCAGGUAGUAACAAGAUGGUAUCGAGCACCUGAGCUACUGUUUGGUGCUAGAAUGUAUGGUGUAGGUGUAGAUAUGUGGGCUGUUGGCUGUAUCUUAGCAGAACUGCUUCUUAGGGUUCCUUUUUUGCCAGGAGACUCUGAUCUUGAUCAGCUGACAAAAAUAUUUGAAACGCUGGGGACUCCAACAGAAGAACAGUGGCCUGGCAUGUCUAGUCUUCCAGAUUAUGUAACAUUUAAAAGUUUCCCUGGAAUGCCACUUCAACAUAUCUUCAGUGCAGCUGGUGAUGACUUGCUAGAUCUUCUCCAAGGUCUAUUCAUAUUUAAUCCUUGUACUAGGGUCACAGCUACACAGGCAUUGAAACAGAAGUAUUUUAGUAAUCGACCAAGACCAACACCAGGAAGUCAAUUGCCAAGACCAAACUGUCCUGCAGAAGCCUUAAAAGAACAACAAAAUUCACUUUUAAAUUUAAAAAGGAAGAGAACAGAAGGAAUAGAUCAAGGAUUACCAAAAAAGUUGAUUUUUUGAUUACCGUGGAUGAUGAUGAUGAUUAAAUGGCCUGAAAGACCAAGACAAUGGGAAAAUGCUGCAACAUUAACUGAACUUUGAUGAAAAGUGAAUUUGUAAUAUAUUUACAUGUGUAAAAUGUGAAACUUAAUAUUUCAAUGCUGAAACCAUGUGGAGUGUUUUAUUAAACCUAUUCCUCUUUGAAUAAAUAUAUUUUUUAAAAAGA
Molecule: messenger RNA, 1328 nt
Organism: Trachemys scripta elegans
Lineage: Eukaryota; Metazoa; Chordata; Testudines; Emydidae
Gene: CDK7
Product: cyclin dependent kinase 7
Exons: 12
Coding region: 92-1123 (343 amino acids)
Biological process (GO): protein phosphorylation; positive regulation of transcription by RNA polymerase II
Cellular component (GO): nucleus; transcription factor TFIIH holo complex; cytoplasm
Molecular function (GO): ATP binding; cyclin-dependent protein serine/threonine kinase activity; RNA polymerase II CTD heptapeptide repeat kinase activity
Source: RefSeq, a predicted model, not a curated record